This is a messenger RNA of Paramuricea clavata, 5684 nucleotides long. NCBI's taxonomy places the organism in Eukaryota, Metazoa, Cnidaria, Anthozoa, Malacalcyonacea, Plexauridae. The record is from the annotation of a GenBank genome assembly.
AUGGAAAAGAUUAUUGACGGCUUUGAGUUUUACUUUGUCCCUAAGAAACAAAUUUGUAUUCAAGUACAAAUUUUGAAAAGGAAGAUAACUGAGCUUGGUGAUGUUUUUAGUGAUAUUCAACGCAAUACAACAACACAUGUUGUGUAUGCAAGGGGAGCACGAUACGAAAACAAGUCGUUUGAACCUGAACCAGCAGGUGUUCAUCAUAUAUGUUUAGAUUGGCUUGUGGAAUUUAUAACGAAAGGUUCAUUGGUUUCAUACAAUGGUUUUGAAUUGGUGACAUUUGAAUUGUGACACUUUUAUUGCGAUAGACGGCGUGAUGUGUGUCAUUAAAAAUUAAAAAAGACAUACGCAUAUGGUAACUUUACAGUUGAUCCUGCAUUAGUUAUAUAUGAGCGUUUGACAACAGGGAAUUAAAUUGAAAAUUAGCAUAUUCCCGAGAAUCAUAUAUUAAUAUUAAAUGCAAUACAAUUAUUACAAGUAAAACAUAAGACUUCUUGUACAAGCCAUUAUAUGCAUCCUUGCAUGACAUACUACAAAUUAUUUCUAAUGUUGGUUACCACUGACCAUAAAAUUCUUGUGUAAUUCGUGGGGAAAUCGCUGGUUUGAGUCGAACAUAUUCAGCUACAACUCAAGUAUCAUUAUCUUAGAAACUACGGGCAGGCGUUUAUCUUUUCAAUGCAACAAUGCAACAACAAAGGCUUUGCUGCUUAUAAUGUUGGCAGCACCAUGGGUUACGUCUGAUUUAAAGCAUGCAAUACAUGAUCGGGAUUUUCAUCAUUCAAAGGCAAUUAAUUGAUACAGGAAACUUUGAAUUUGUUUUUUACCUCAAUAGGUUAGAUUCUACCGCCAAAUUUAUGCAAACUGCUACUCAAUCUCCUCCAAUGGUUGUUCAACAACCUGAGUUUCACUUUGUUUUCCAGCCUAUUCCGAAAACUUUGUUCUCAAUCAACUUAAGAGCCUUAACAACGCUAUUGGUUUAAAUAACAUCAGUGCAAGAUUAAUCAAAGAUGUAUCUGUUGUAAUUUGUAAACCUCUGACCUGCCUAUACAAUCGCUCACUUCACUCAGCAGUAUUUUCGAAUAUUUGGAAAAUGGGUAGAGUGCAUUAUCGUCCAAUUACUGUGCUGCCUACACUCAGUAAGAUCCUUGAGAAGGCAGUACACACUCAAGUUUAUGGCAUCCUGAUCACAAAUAAGCUGCUCACACCAAACCAAUUUGGUUUUUGCGAAAAGUUAUCCACCGCUGUUGCUCUUGCAAAAUUUACGGAUACUAUUUUAAAAAACAUGGAUGAUGGUCAAUUAACGGGUGUGGCUUUUUUGGAUUUGUCAAAAGCUUUUGACACAGUGAACUACAGUCAUUUACUGCUGAAAUUGAAGUCGAUAGGUUUUUCCUGUCAUGUUUGUGAAUGGUUCAAAUCUUAUCUUAUACACAGAGCCAACUGCCAAGUCACUGUUGUUGAUGGUAAGCAGUCCUCUGUUAAGCCUGUGAAUGUAGGGGUCCCACAAGGAAGUGUUCUUGGGCUGCUUUUGUUCAUUAUCUAUGUGAACAAUUUACCCUAUUGUGAUAUCUCUAUGUAUGAGGAUACUUUCAUCUAUUUUUCUUCAAAGUCUGUCAACAAUAUUGAAAAAUUGUUAAAAAACUUAACAAGGAUUUGAUAAAUGUUCAAAAGUGGUUCACGGACAAUCUCUUAACUUUGAAUGAGAAGAAAUCCAAAUUCAUGCUAAUUGGUGGCUAUCAAUGACUUAAAUCAUGCUCUGGUGUCUCCAUCGGUAUUAAUGGGACAAUGUUGGAAUGGGUAGAUACAUUUAAAUAUCUUGGAAUUACAAUCAAACAAAAUAUGACUUGGAGUGAUCAUAUUGAAUCUCUGGUGUCAAGAGCAAACCAACGUAUUAGCCUUUUGCGACAUGUCAAGCAUCUAUUACCACGCCAUGCUAGGAUCACCCUAUACAACACUCUUAUAUUACCUAUUUUGGACUAUGCGGAUAUUGUCUGGGGUGAUAAAGAUAAAAUCAUGUUUUUUAAUGAACAUGCUACAAAUAGUCCAGAAUAAAGCAGCCAAGACUAUACUUGAUUUUCCAAUGUAUGCUUUGUCAACUGAGGCCUUAACUACUUUGGAAUUUAAGCUGCUUGGUGAAAGAAGAUUCUACCAUCACUGUCUGUUAGUACACAAGAUAAAGAAUGAUCAAAUUGAUUAUCAAUUUGAUUAUCACUUUGACUUUGUACUAAAUAGUGACGUUCAUCAGUACAAUACAAAAAGAAAAAACGAUUAUCUCCUUCAGAGAGUAAAAACUAAUUGGGGCAAACAAACUUUUAGUUAUUUAUCCCUUAAUGACUUUAACACUCUACCAUCUGCUGUUAAGGAUACUAACUUUUUAAGUACUUUUAAAUUACAUUUUAAGUAGCUACCUAUGUAGCUACAUUGACUUUUGCAAUGUAGAACACUAAUUUUUAGCAUAUUUUAUAGGUAAAUUUUUGCGAUUUUAUAUUGUAUGAUAUCUAUUUAUAUAUUCUAUUGUUAAUGUGUUUUGAGCAGGGCCUCAUUGAAAAGUCUUUGGAGAUAUGGGCACCCUGAUUAAAUAUCAUCAUCAUAAAAAUACUCUCCUACUGAAACAACAACUAAAUGGCAUAACGUCACAAAUAAUGCUCAUUCCAGACUUCAAUAUUCUGAAGGCCAUGUGUCAAGUAAAAUCCCAAUAUCAACGAGUUCAAGUGGCCCUAAAAUUUUGGUGUUUUACUCAAAAGCAAAAGAUUGUCACGAAACUACUACACUCGUACCAUACUUUUACUUAAUUAAACUGAAAAUCAAUUUUGGGGUUACAGGUACUUUAAAUAUAAAUAAAUACGACUAUCUACACCUUCAGGGGCUUUUACUUUUAAAUCGCAAAACAGGUUUGAGUUUUAUGCAUGUAAACUGUGUGUACUGAAAAAUAAACAUAUUUUUUAAUACUUUCCAGUUGAAUUGAAUUCGGCUUCAGCGUUGAAUAUUAAAAAUAUGAUAGUCACACACAAAUUGUCUUCAGCUGUAACUCACACAAAUUGUCUUCAGCUGUAACUCUACUGCUCUUCGCGAGGACCUCAGUCUUACAACCCUUCUCAAAGCCGGUCAUGUAGCUGAGAUAACUGACAAGCCAGAGACAUUCAACCUACCAGUACUGAUCAAAGCAGCAAUGCCCUUCCCUCACAUAGCAAACCAUAUCCUGUCCACCCAGACCAGAUUGCUCUGCCCCACACUCCCAACAAUCAGCGACCACACACUCAUUCCCUCUGUCGAAAUUGCAGCGGACCGUUUCCUCGUGCUAUUUCCUGCCCUGCCAAUGGGAAAACAUGUCAUUCUUGAGGCAAAAAUGGACAUUUUGCCAAAGUUUGUCGCUCCAGACCCCAGCAGCACCCUCGUUUUGUCCAACAAAUAGCUGAUGAUCCUGAGCAAGACCCUGCCUAUACUUUUGUUAUCCACUCCGAGCAGCAGGUCCUCAACACCUCCUCGCCAUCCAGUGUGCCCCUCCAUCCCUCUCCAUCUUGCAUUGUUAACAUUGGUGGCCAGCCUAUCUUUGUACUUGUUGAUUCUGGUGCUUCUGCAAACCUGCUUGAUGAAGCGACCUACAAUUCCAUCACCCAUAACAUGUGACUCGCCGCCAUGUUAAACCCUCCCACCACCAAAAUAUACUCCUAUGGCUCCACCACUCCUUUACCUUUACUUGGAAGUUGGUCCACCUCUGUUCGUUAUAAGUCCAGAACUGCUAAUGCUAUGUUCCAUGUCACAAAAGUCAACAGUGGUAGUCUUCUCAGUUGCACUACCGCCCAACAACUCAACUUAUUAACCCUUAACGUUAAGUCCACCAUGUCUGGUCAAAUCAUCCUCCAUGCCCUUCCCCCAUCUGUUUGACGGCAUUGGCCAGGUUAAAGGAAAAGAAAUCAAGCUGCAUAUCUCAAACACUGAAACCCUCCCCACUCCCAGAGAGAGCUUGGACCAAUGUAGCAGAUUUCUCAAAUUAAAUAUAAAGUUAGAAUCGAUUUUCUUGCAAAGUAUUGAUUCAGUUUACAAGUUUUUCUAUAUGUUAUCGGGAGUCAUGCAUCUCUAAGAGGACUCCUUUCUCGCAAUCUUUUAAAAUUUAUUUGAUAUAGAACUAUAUUGCCAAUUUUCAUAAUUUUUUCGUCCUUUUUUUGGUUCCCUGAUAUUUAUAUAGCCCUGUGGUUAUUUCAGGGAGCCAGCUCCCUUUCAAAUCUCCUCAACAAUUAGAAAACAAUUUGUCACAGAACACAAAUUAUAUUUUACCAAUAAUAACAAUGCUAACAAAUAUAAAUAAUUAUUUUGUGUAUAUAUAAUUGCAAAUUGAAAAGGAGCAAAUAAAUCUUGAAGAUGUUAUAAGGGACAAUGUUACUGUGAGAGAUAGCAAAGGUGAUACGUUUCAAUGAAAAGUUGUCUUUGUGGGUAAGUACUUAAAGGAAAGUAGCAAAUGCUGCUCAGUUCUAGCCAUUUUAUCAGCAAAUGAGCAAACCUGCAAUCUUUCCAUAUAUCACCCGGUAUUUUUGCAUGGGUAAAGCAAGUCAGACAAAUCAUCUUUCCGACUUGAAUACAUAAGCUUGCCUAAUCUAUAUAGCAUGCUGAGAUGUGUACUCAAAAAAUCCUCGUACACUUUGUGAAAAUCCACUUAAAUUCUUAACAAAUAAAAAGUUUCUAAACUCCGAAUAAAUCUCAGGAAAUCACUCGAAAAUAUGCUAAAAAAUCCUUUCAAAACCUCAAAAAAUGACAGCAAAAAAUCCUCAAUUCCCUGAAAAAUUGUCAAAAAAUCCCAAAAACCAGAGAUUUAUUUAUUGCAGGGAUUUUUUUUAUAAAAAAUCAUCCUGUGGUUCAUUAAAGUAGUCAGAAUGUCCUGCAAAAGUAAGCCUCUAUUAUGAAUGUAUAGUAAUUUAAAAUUGUCGUACCAUCUUAUACUACAGGAGAUAGAGAGCAAUGCACUGUGAGACAAGCAAAACCGGAUGCAGCUUUAGAAAAAGUUUUGGGUGGUGACUUUGAUGAUGAUGGAGAUGUUUUAAAGGGCAGUGAGAUUGACAACAAAGACAAGAAUGUCAACAAACAAGAGAAAAAUAAUUUAUCAUCAAAGAAAGGUAUUAAAAUAAUUUAAAAUGUUAUCUCUCUGUAUAAAAAUAAUGUUAAUAUACCAAAAGUGGUUUUCGUUUCAGCAUCAGGCAAGCAGAAAGCUGCAUCCACUACAACACACAUACAUGCGAAAACCCACUUGGAGACAAGUGAUGAGGAAGAGGAGGAAGGCAUUGUAAAAUCAACAACAAAUGGUAUGCAGAAAUGACUUUCAUUGUAUAGAUACGGUGUGUAUAGGAGCAUUGUUUUGUUGUAUUGGCUAUAGAGGCAUGGUAUAAACCCGCUUUUAAACACUAUAGAAUAGAGGUCUUUUGGGGUAUGUGAUGCCGACAUAGUAUCUGUGAAGUGCAAUAUAAACAGCCUCGUAUCUGGGCGCUAUAAAAGCAGUUGCGCUAUGCGCGCAGGGUGCUUGGUGAACUUGUUAUAGCAUAUAGUGGGUAUGAGGCUUUAAUAUAAAUGUAUAUGGCUAGCAUAUUUUGCAUACCAUGAUCAUGAUUGGCUCAUGUUAUGCAUGCAAUUUUUCUCAUGUAUUUUCAGAUAUUUUAGCAGAACUAAGGAAGCAGAAAGGGUUAGCAGCCUUUUGA